AUGGACUCCAACAAGGAUGUCUGCAGAGGCUUGCUUGAUUCUUACCUAUACUACCCCGUCAACCUCAUCGACCGUCUAGGCAAUGGCAGUGGACAUGCCCUCCAAAGCGGCAACAAGGCAGCAGGGUAUCCCAAUGCCGCGGAAGGAGGAAAGGAUAGCAAGAAGAAAGAUAAAAAGGCUAUGCGCAGCCUCAAGAAGGAGAUGGACAGACACACUGACCCGGAGCUUCUUCGGGUUGCAAGAGAAGACCAAAAGGGACUCCAGGAGGGGACUCACUCGUAUUCACGGGAUGUCGCACUACGAGAGUUGGAAGAACAUGCUGAACUUCCAAUGAUCUCGGGUGCAUCGGUUGAGGAAGGUCGUCGCUCUGGCGGAGAAUAG
This is a messenger RNA of Cladophialophora yegresii CBS 114405, 381 nucleotides long. RefSeq lists its product as uncharacterized. NCBI's taxonomy places the organism in Eukaryota, Fungi, Ascomycota, Eurotiomycetes, Chaetothyriales, Herpotrichiellaceae. Bases 1 to 381 code for a protein of 126 amino acids. The record is from RefSeq and is a predicted model, not a curated record. The transcript has 2 exons.